CUCACUGACUAGUCAGUCGCGUGUUUAAAAAACCUACAUUGUGUGAUUUUAUUAAUUAAAACCUAGUAUUGUUAAUUGUAAUAGUUUUGUGGGUGUUAAAUAAUAGUGACGAAAACAUAAUGGCCAUGCAACCACACAGUAAAAAGAGAGUGUGCUAUUAUUACGACAGUGAUAUUGGCAAUUACUAUUAUGGACAAGGCCACCCUAUGAAACCACACCGUAUACGCAUGACGCAUAAUUUACUGUUAAAUUAUGGCCUAUACAGAAAAAUGGAAAUUUAUAGACCUCACAAAGCAACUGCUGAUGAAAUGACAAAGUUCCACUCUGAUGACUACAUAAGGUUUCUACGCUCCAUCAGACCUGAUAAUAUGUCUGAAUACAAUAAACAAAUGCAGAGAUUCAAUGUUGGAGAGGACUGUCCUGUAUUUGAUGGUCUAUAUGAAUUCUGUCAAUUGUCUGCUGGAGGUUCUGUUGCUGCAGCAGUUAAAUUGAAUAAACAAGCUUCAGAAAUCUGCAUCAAUUGGGGUGGUGGCCUUCAUCAUGCGAAAAAAUCUGAGGCGUCAGGAUUCUGUUACGUAAACGAUAUAGUAUUGGGCAUUCUGGAACUAUUGAAGUACCACCAGAGAGUUCUGUACAUCGAUAUUGAUGUGCACCAUGGUGAUGGAGUGGAAGAAGCGUUUUAUACUACAGACAGAGUGAUGACUGUAUCAUUCCACAAGUAUGGCGAAUACUUCCCUGGCACAGGUGACCUGCGAGAUAUUGGCGCCGGGAAAGGCAAAUAUUACGCCGUCAAUAUCCCGCUCCGCGACGGCAUGGAUGAUGAAUCUUACGAGUCUAUUUUUGUUCCUAUCAUCUCUAAAGUCAUGGAGACUUUCCAACCUAGCGCAGUCGUUCUUCAAUGCGGUGCUGAUUCACUCACAGGGGACAGAUUAGGAUGCUUCAAUUUAACAGUCCGAGGUCAUGGUCGAUGUGUGGAGUUAGUAAAGAGAUUUGGCUUACCUUUCCUUUUAGUGGGAGGCGGAGGGUACACAAUUCGCAACGUAUCACGCUGUUGGACAUACGAAACGUCUGUAGCGCUUGGUGUAGAAAUAGCUAACGAGUUACCGUACAAUGACUACUUUGAGUAUUUCGGACCGGACUUCAAACUGCACAUAUCACCAAGUAACAUGUCCAAUCAGAACACACCCGAGUAUUUGGAGAAGAUCAAAAACAGACUGUUUGAGAAUCUGAGAAUGCUGCCGCACGCGCCUGGUGUACAGGUACAAGCUAUUCCUGAAGAUGCUGUAAAUGACGAAUCAGAAGAUGAGGACAAAGUCGAUAAAGACGAGCGACUACCACAAAGCGAAAAGGACAAGCGUAUAACGGGCGAGGGUGAGCUGUCUGACUCUGAAGACGAGGGCGAGGGCGGGCGACGGGACAACCGUUCGUAUCGCACGCCGCAACCGCGCAAACGACCGCGCCUCGACAAGGACGCGCCCGCGCUCAAGGACGAGCUCAAAGCCGAAGACUCAAAAGACGACGUGAAAAACAUGAGCGUGGAGGAACCAAAGAAAGAUACGGUACCUAAUCCCUGAUGCGGGCGUUACACUUAACUUCGUAACCGCUUGUUCCGUAAACAGUGGACGCCACAUGGAAACAUUGCAUUAGCAUCAUAAUUAUAGCGCGAGUCCAAUUUUAUGCCCGUUGUGAAGUUUUAGCAGCGAACGCGACUAUUCGCAGUUUUCAGUUAGUAACUCCUAAUUUCGGUUGUCGCAACUUGCGCAAACUUCACAAUCGCCAUUGAGUUUGAUUCGCACUCUACAGUCAGUGAGUGCUAAAAUUCAUGUACCGUAAACUGUACAAAUUAAUUUUAUAUCGUGAUACAUUUUAGAACACAAGUGUGUUAGUUCACGGAUUUUGUACUGAUGAAUGAGAUCUCCGAAGCCGAUCAAGUUGUCACUUCUCAUUAAUUGGGAUCAAUUUGUAACGCAAACUAAACAAUAAAAAUAAUUCCUCA
Chilo suppressalis (striped riceborer) is the source of this 1996-nucleotide messenger RNA. NCBI's taxonomy places the organism in Eukaryota, Metazoa, Arthropoda, Insecta, Lepidoptera, Crambidae. The record is from the annotation of a GenBank genome assembly.